Boleophthalmus pectinirostris (great blue-spotted mudskipper) is the source of this 1504-nucleotide messenger RNA. It is a transcript of the gene isg20, whose product is annotated as interferon stimulated exonuclease gene. Lineage: Eukaryota; Metazoa; Chordata; Actinopteri; Gobiiformes; Gobiidae. Bases 311 to 1162 code for a protein of 283 amino acids. Gene Ontology annotation, cellular component: nucleus. Gene Ontology annotation, molecular function: exonuclease activity; nucleic acid binding. The transcript is spliced from 5 exons. The record is from RefSeq and is a predicted model, not a curated record.
AUCGGCUGCAGCCCGGGGGAUACACGUCCGGACAUGUGCAGCACGUGUGGCCCUGCACUCGCGCUCAGAGCUGCUGAAGAGAGGAGAGACGAGAUGGACUUACUACAAUUUAAACAAUUUAAAUUACCCCAAAUCUCUGCACAUUUAGAAAAGUUCUUUAGUACUAUUCUUUGGGAACAUUCUUCUUUAAGUUUACCUUAAAUUUCAUGGUUGGAGCUCAUUUUGGUGAUAAACUCUGAGAAAUCAUAAACAACCUCACUAUUUUCAGAUUGAGGUUUUUGUCAAAUGUGGAUUUUGAUUCUGAGACAAAAUGAAGCGAAAAAUUAAAACAUUUUUGGAUGAAAGCAACGUGAAAAGGACUAAAUGCAGCCAACCAGAACGCUUAGAGCAUCACUGCAACCAACCAGAGCGCUCGGGGCAUCACUGCAACCAAUCAGAGCAAUGGGAGCUAGACAGCGGCUUCAGCAGUGGGCGGAGUUCACCUGUGAGUGGGCGGAGCUCUCCUCUGAUGUCCGUCGCACCUGUCCUGGCUGAGACCUUAGUGCAGCCCCCUCCUCAAACUGCCGUGGUGUCUUUGGACUGUGAGAUGGUGGGCACAGGGCCCCGGGGCAGGGUCAGCGAGGUUGCUCGUUGCUCUGUGGUUGAUUACCAUGGCAACGUCCUGUUUGACGAAUACAUCCGCCCCAUUGGUCAGAUCACGGACUACAGGAGCCAGUGGAGCGGCAUCACGAAGCGUCAUCUGACCAAAGCCAUCCCUUUCAGCCAGGCUCGAGACCAGGUCCAGUCUCUUCUCGAGGGUAAAGUCUUGAUUGGACACUCGGUCCAGACCGAUCUGAAGUCCUUAGACCUGGUUCAUCCUGGUCACAUGAUCAGAGACACCAGCUGCACUCGCCUCCUCACACGAUUGGCUGGUUUCCCCCGAGAGUAUCGCCCCUCUCUGAAGGCUCUGACCAAUCGGCUUCUGCAUCGUAAAAUUCAGAUUGACAAACAGGGUCACUGCUCCGUAGAAGACGCGGUUGCUGCUCUGGACUUGUACAAACUGGUGGAGGGCGAGUGGGAGAGAGAGGUGGAGCUUUCACUGAGGGACGAGCGAGAUCCCACCCCCCCGAGCUACGCAUCAUCACAACACUACCUGAACGAUGAGUACUGGCCCUCCCUCUGAGCCAGAUGCCCUCCCACAUGAACGACAAGUACUGGCACAUCUACUUGUUUAUAUUUUCUGCGCAAUAUAUCACGCUUUAAAAUGUAUUAGUGUGACAGGCCUAAUGAGUACAUGCUCACCAUCUGAACCAGAUGCCCUCCCACAUUAACAGUGAGGACCUAAACUUUGAAUUGAAUUGUGGGUGACAUUUCUGCUACAAACUUGAAGCUGAGACAAACUUUAUAAAAUAAUAAACCUGUAUUUAUUAAAAGAUGUAAAAUAAAGUGUCUUAACCGUGCUUUCUCUGAAGUGACCUCAGUGUUGUAGACGCACAAAAGUAAUAAAGUUUAAAAUAUUGUUGGA